Molecule: messenger RNA, 5993 nt
Organism: Xyrichtys novacula (pearly razorfish)
Lineage: Eukaryota; Metazoa; Chordata; Actinopteri; Labriformes; Labridae
Source: the annotation of a GenBank genome assembly
CGCUGAUUGGUCCAUUGUGGCGCGCCAAAGAUCACAUGUCCCACUUUUCGCGCGAAACUCCUGCUCUGUUGUCUGAACGUCAGCGUGCUGUGAGUGUCUGAGCAGCGGUCAGGAUCUGUCGUAUUUUUACAGGUUUUUAAAUAUUUUCUCACAGUUUGACGGUGCUCCAGAAUGGAUGUUGCCACAGCAACCGCGGAAAAUGCCGGGGAAAUGGUGAAGGACGAGUUGGCAGAAAAAUGUCAGAAGUUAUUCCAGGCUUUCUUGGAGGAGUAAGUCAGACGGCUUGGAGGCUUCAUUGUAUUGUUGAGAUGCACAUGAGUUGUUCUGCACGAUGGCAGCUAUUUGUCGAUCUCUUUCAUAAGUAACCGUCGCUGUUGUGAUCGUCUGAAGUAAUUAUAAACUAUAUUUUUGUUUUUGUCUUUGUUCAGGUUUCAGACCGGGGAUGGGGAGGUGAAGUAUGUCCGGGAGGCCGAGGAGCUGAUCCGGCCUGAGAGGAACACGCUGCUGGUGAGCUUCACAGACCUGGAGGGCUUCAACCAGGAGCUGGCCACCACCAUCCAGGAGGAGUAUUACAGGUGAGACAAAAACCCGAGCUCAGAAGUACUUUACACGGUGAUUUCAUUUUGCCAGUUAUAGAGUCAAUGUCUAGUCUUCUAGUGACUAUACUGUUCAGCAUACAUACAAUCACACACAAUUUGACUGACAAAACGUGAUUUUUCUUCUACAUUAUUUCCUUUAACAAACAAACAUGCCUUUGCUUUGUGUUGCAUCAAAUUAUUAACAAUAUAACUGCUCAAACAUGAGAUAUCUCAUCUUUUAUUUUGAUAAAUUGAUACAAACGUCUCUUAAACUUUUGUCAAGAAAUUAGGCUUAUUUGUUUUUUAAAGGGAGACUACAAGUGGGUUAAAAAUGUCCUGAUUUUGAUUUUUUUGUGUUAUAGUUAUCUAACAGUUAUCUGCUUUCCCCUUAUGAGCAUAGUACUAAAGAAAACAUAUUUUAGGCUGUAUCAGAAGCAGUGCUGGUGUUGGUAUCAGAACUAGUUUUCAGCUGAGAUCAGCUUUUAAUGGUUGAUGCCAAUACCGUCAAUGACAGCAGGUUGGCUGAUGGCUGACAUCUAAUGCUGAUGUCUAUUACUAUUGUUCUUUUCAGAAUACCUUCAGUGGAUAAACGAAUGGUUGAUGCACAAACAUUUAAAUAGAGAGAACUGUGAGAUUAACACAGAUUAUUGUGUUUUCAGAGUCUACCCCUUCCUUUGUCGGGCAGUGCGUAACUUUGCUCGGGAUCAUGGGAAUGUUCCUCUCACUAAAGAGUUCUACGUUGCCCUGGAGGAUCUGCCAACCAGACACAAGUAAGUCACAUGACUUGAAAGCUGUAUUAGUUGAAGGUAUAUUUACUUUCUCAGGUCACUUCAGACUUUUUUUUACAUGAUGGUGUUCUUAAACAAACUGUAGUUGUCUCAGUCUAAAUGAUCAUUUUCUGUCAUGUAAUCCAGGAUCAGAGAGCUGUCAUCAAUGCGUAUUGGCACCCUGGUGAGGAUCAGUGGUCAGGUGGUGAGGACACACCCUGUACACCCUGAACUGGUGAGACAUCCUGUUGUCGACUCUAAGACAGCUAUAGUUUAAAAAAAAACACAUAGGUUUAGAUUGAUGUCAUAGUUCAUGAUCAGUGAUUUAAUGUAAUCAAAAUGUGCUGACAUUGCUGAUUACUUUUAAAGAAAUAUGUUAACCAAUCAAAACAGUAAACUAUAACAACAUAUUUCCAGAACCAGCUACUGAAUUAACCAGACAGAGCCUGAUCGAGUUUUUAGAUUUUCACCCGUCAUAGAAACAAGAGGUUCCUGACAGAUAAGAACAAACUCAAAGCUGUGGUGUAGAAAUGGUGUUACUGGGCAGGAUCUUUAAACUGAUGUUUUAUCUUUCCCAUGAUUGCAGGUGAGCGGCACCUUCCUGUGCAUGGACUGUCAGACAGUCAUCAAAGACAUCCCUCAGCAGUUCAAAUACUCUCCACCAACCAUCUGCAGAAAUCCUGUCUGCAACAACCGCUCCCGCUUCCAUCUUGACACACACAAGUCCAAGUUCAUCGACUUCCAGAAGGUAACUGUCAGAGAGAUUACGUCGUAAAGAUAUCACUCUAGUUAAGCACAAGUGUCUAAUUCAGUUUGACUCUUUGCAUUUAGGUGCGUAUCCAGGAGACACAGGCUGAGCUACCUCGUGGUUCAAUCCCUCGCUCCCUGGAGAUCAUCCUGAGGGCCGAGGCUGUUGAGACGGCUCAGGCUGGAGACCGCUGUGACCUCACAGGGACUCUCAUUGUUGUGCCAGACGUCUCUCAACUCAGCACUCCUGGUAUGUUUGUGCACCCACUUCGAGAUUUGUCGGCUGUGACCAGAACAACUUUGAGCAGUAACCAUGACCAUUUUUAAUGUGUCAUUAUUUAGGAGUGCGAGCAGAGACCAGUUCUCGUGUCGCUGGUGGACCUCAGGGCUUUGAAGCUGAGGGUCUGAGAGGCCUGAAAGCUCUGGGUGUAAGAGAGCUUUCCUACAGACUGGCCUUCCUGGCUUGUCAUGUGGCCCCGACUAACCCACGAGUAAGAGACGUGCACAAGCUCAAUUCAGACAGAAAAUAAAGCUCCAAAUUUGUCUGGUGUUUGGUCCAAAACAUGCUUUUCUGCUGUCGUAGUUUGGCGGUAAGGAGCUGCGGGAGGAGGAGCAGACCGCAGAGAGCAUCAAGAGCCAGAUGACGGAGAAGGAGUGGGAGAAAGUGUUUGAGAUGAGCCAGGACAAGAACUUAUAUCACAACCUGUGCACCAGCCUCUUCCCCACCAUCCACGGUCAGAGCAAGAACCAUCCCUUUGCUCUUUCUCCAUCUUAGAUAGCUCUGCUUAAAAACACUGCUGUGAAGUUCAGCAUGUGAAGUUUAACUGAAUUAUUUUCAAUGCAGGAAACGACGAGGUGAAGCGAGGCAUCCUGCUGAUGCUGUUUGGAGGUGUUCCCAAGACAACCAUGGAGGGUACCUCACUGAGAGGAGACAUUAACGUGUGCAUCGUUGGAGACCCCAGCACAGCCAAGAGCCAGUUCCUCAAGUAUGUUCCCAUCUCCUUUACGGAUAAAUGUCAACAUCCUCAAAAAGGACCGCAUGAAAAGACUGAGGUAGUACGGUGGAUUAACAGUGUGUGGUUUUCUUCAGGCAUGUGGAGGAGUUCAGCCCCAGAGCUGUGUACACCAGCGGUAAAGCCAGUAGUGCUGCAGGUCUGACAGCUGCUGUGGUCAGAGAUGAAGAGUCCCAGGAGUUUGUCAUCGAGGCUGGAGCUCUGAUGCUGGCUGACAACGUAAGUGAUCCCACUCAGUACAGACAGAGGAGUUUAUUACUGAGUCAGUUCAGAGGUAUUUAUGAUGAUGUUUCCCUCUCAGGGCGUGUGCUGCAUUGAUGAGUUUGAUAAAAUGGACCUGAAGGAUCAGGUGGCGAUCCAUGAAGCAAUGGAGCAGCAGACCAUUAGCAUCACUAAAGCUGGAGUCAAGGUAACUCAGCUGGAUCAAAGCAAACUUAAUAGAGACCCCUCAGUUCUCUCUGCGUUGAAAUGACCAGACUUUGCCUCCCCGUUCUCCAGGCCACCCUUAACGCUCGUACCUCCAUCUUGGCUGCUGCUAACCCCGUUGGCGGACGCUACGACCGCAGCAAGAGCCUGAAGCAGAACGUGCAGCUGACAGCCCCCAUCAUGAGCCGCUUUGACCUCUUCUUCAUCCUGGUAGAUGAAUGUAAUGAGGUAUGUAUGCAUGCUGAGUCCUACAGUGAUGAUUCAAUAAAAUCCUGGCUUUUAAAAAAUGUGUGUUCUACAUUUUUAAUAUUUUCUGUUUUAUUUUUCGACUGUUGUCUCUUGAAGUAUUCUACCAGACUCUAAAUGUUCUUGUACAUUCUUUUCAACAAAGCCUGAUACCGUAUGUGAUCUUUGUGUUACCCAGGUGACAGACUACGCCAUCGCCAGACGAAUCGUGGACCUGCACUCUCGUGUGGAGGAGUCUGUGGACAGGCUGUACUCUCUGGAUGAGAUCCGCAGAUAUCUUCUCUUUGCCCGACAGUUCAAACCAAAGGUGUCUGCUCACGCUGGUUGCUUGUCCACUUUAUUUUUGACUAUUUGUACAUUUACAUUAACCGCUGCAUACGUCACUUGUGCGCCUGUAGAUCUCCAGCGAAUCAGAAGAGUUCAUUGUGGAGCAGUACAAGCGUCUGCGUCAGCGUGACGGCUCAGGAGGUGUUUCCAAGUCUGCCUGGAGGAUCACGGUGCGACAGCUGGAGAGCAUGAUCCGCCUGUCAGAGGGCAUGGCCCGCAUGCACUGCUGUGAUGAGGUGAGGGCACCAAAAACCUUAAGAGAAAUCAAUUUGAAUGCUACAACAUCAUAUGGAUGAUAAGAAAAUAAGUCACAUUUUUUAAAUCAGCCAUUACAAUUAUUUUCAAAUGGAAACCUGCAGCUUUUAUUUCUGAGGAUUUCCUGAUUUGUCUUUGUCCCUAAAAUAAAAAAAAAGUCUUUGGCCUUUUGAAGCUGUUUGAUCAAUUAUCAAUCACUGAAAAUGCAGAAGUCUCUUGUGUUGCAGCCAAAACAAGCAUGCAACAGAAUAUUGACCCCUUUCCUUUCUUUUUAAUGCUUUCAGGUGCAGCCUAAACACGUGAAAGAGGCUUUCCGUCUCCUGAACAAAUCCAUCAUCAGAGUGGAGACGCCUGACGUCAACCUGGAGCAGGAUGACGAACUGGAGGAAGAGGAGGAGCAGCAGGAGGAUGGUAUAGUCACACAAACACAUCAAUGCACCUGCUGAAACAGACAAACCCACACUGGAUUACACUAAAUGUUUACUUUCCCUGGAUCAGAGGCUUCAUCUACUGUGAACUUUUUAUUUUCAGGAAAUGCCGUUCCAAAUGGAGUGAAUGGUAUAAACGGCCAUGUCGACGGCGUCAAUGGGCACGUCAAUGGAGUUAACGGUCAUGUAAAUGGUGUCAAUGGACACGCAGAGCCUGGCAGCCAGCCUAAACCAUCCUUCCGCCUGUCCUUCACUGAGUACAGACGCAUCUCCAACCUUCUGGUCCUGCAUUUACGCAAGACGGAAGAGGGUAAGAGAUGUUCUUCCACCAGUAACUGAUGAGAAAAACUCACUGUAACUCUUGUGUGUUUUUUUUUUCCCCCUUUCACUUUUUAAUCUCAAGUUUUCUUCUGUGUUUUAGCUGAGGAUGAGGAGGAGCUGAAGAAAAGUGCAGUGGUGAACUGGUAUUUGAAGGAGAUUGAGUCAGAGAUCGAGUCUGAGGAGGAGCUCGUCAAUAAGAAGGGCAUGAUAGAGAAAGUCAUCCACAGGCUGGUCAACUAUGUGAGUACAGAUAAAAGCGUUGUCUACAAACAGGUACACAAAUGCAAUAAAUUAAGACCAUGCUCAGACGUAGCUCACUAUCUGUUUCCUCCAGGAUCACAUCCUCAUCGAGCUGUCCCAGGCCGGUCUGAAGGGCUCAGAGUCUGCAAGCAAAGAAGAGGAAGUGGUCCUGGUCGUCAAUCCAAACUACAUCCUGGAAGAUUAAAACACCUGCCUUUACUCCUCUGUAUCUUUUCCUCCUUCCCCUGCAGCCUCCGCGAUUGUUAAUAGAACAUUCACACAAUAAAAUGGAUUUCCAAGGUGUAUUUGAAUGCUCGUAUGUAACUGGUACAUAGUUGUAGCAUUUGAAAUGUUACAGGACUUGUUUAUCAACUCUUUUGUACAGACUAUUGUUAAAACUCUCUUUAAAAAGAUGUGUCUCUGUCAGAUAGACUUUUGUAAAUAUAUUGCUUUUUUCUUAAGUUGGAUGCUGUUGUGCUUCAGCCUAUUUGACUUCAGUUGGAAAAGUGUAACUGCUGUUCAUCAUAAACUGUUUGUUAGAGGCAUAUGCUGACUCCCCACCAUGGUUUCCAGUUAUGUGUCUUUUUUUUGUCAAACUGGCUAGAAAUGAAUUAAAUAAAAAAUAAAGUAAGAUGUUAAUGUAAA